Molecule: messenger RNA, 1701 nt
Organism: Sciurus carolinensis (gray squirrel)
Lineage: Eukaryota; Metazoa; Chordata; Mammalia; Rodentia; Sciuridae
Gene: Trmt61b
Product: tRNA methyltransferase 61B
Exons: 7
Coding region: 72-1505 (477 amino acids)
Biological process (GO): tRNA methylation
Cellular component (GO): tRNA (m1A) methyltransferase complex
Source: RefSeq, a predicted model, not a curated record
GCAGGGCACCGAGAGGCGGGGGCUUGCCGGGCUUACGUCACUCCCCCGCGACAGCGCCUGCGCGGGAGAUCAUGCUGUGCGCUGGACGCCACGGUCGGGACCUGCUGCUGCUGCGGCGUUUCCGAAGGCGUCUGGGGCUCGGGACCGGUUCGUUCCUGCGCGGCCUUGGGCGACCGCCUUACGAGGAAGCGCGGUCACUGUGUUGCGAGUCCUCGACAAGAGAAGUGCGAAAUGGAGACAGAGAGCGCGAGGCGACACAAAGAAAAGCCCCCGAAGCAGAAUCGUGCCCUUUUCUCCCGCUCCGUGUCCAGGACAGCGGGACCACAAGUCUUUCUUCUCUGGCGACGCCGCGGGAGGAGUCACCCCCUCGAGAUCAUCAGAGCUCGAGUGGACAGCCGGGCCAGUCUGGUUCCGCAUACUGGGAAUCCGGGGAUCUCUCGCUGACCACCCUGACUCAGUCCACUUUUGAAACCAAAGAGCUUCACAACUCCUCUUCCUUCUCAGCCUCCAGAGAAAGACCCUUUCGGGCCGGGGAGCUGAUUUUAGCUGCGACUGGGAAGAGAGAAACACAUUAUAGAAAAUUAUUUAGGUUGAGCAAUGUCGGGCACUUAAAUAGUAGUUGGGGGUCAGUCGCGUACAGCGAGAUCGUGGGGAAGUUCCCAGGCCAGAUACUGACCAGUUCCUCUGGUAAACAUUUCAUGCUGAUGAGGCCGGCAUUGGAAGACUAUGUAUUAUUGAUGAAAAGAGGGCCUGCCAUCACAUAUCCAAAGGAUAUGAAUAUGAUAUUAUCGAUGAUGGACAUCAGCCCAGGUGAUACUGUUUUGGAAGCUGGUUCGGGUUCUGGUGGAAUGAGCUUAUUUUUAUCCAAAGCAGUUGGAUCACAAGGACGAGUCGUGAGUUUUGAAAUACGGAAAGACCACCAUUAUCUAGCCAAGAAGAAUUACAAACUCUGGUGUGAUUCAUGGAAAUUAAGUCACAUAGAAGAAUGGCCAGACAAUGUGAAUUUUAUUCAUAAGGAUAUUUCAGGAGCAACUGAAGAUAUCAAAUCUUUAACAUUUGAUGCGAUAGCUUUGGAUAUGUUAAACCCUCAAGUUGCUUUGCCCGUUUUAUAUCCAAAUCUUAAACAGGGUGGUAUAUGUGUUGUAUAUCUAGCAAACAUCACACAGGUUAUUGAACUUUUAGAUGGAAUUCGCAACUGUGAACUUGCUCUCUCAUGUGAAAAGAUAAGUGAAGUCAUUGUCAGAGAUUGGUUGGUUUGCCUUGCAAAACAGAAAAAUGGAAUUUUAGUUCAAAAGGUAGAACCUAAAAUUGACAAAGACUUACAAUUACAUUCCCAAAAGGAAACUGGAGUUGAAAGUGGGGUAUUUCAAGAGGAUGACCAUGAAGAAUCACAUUCUGAUUUUCCAUAUGGAUCAUUUCCCUAUAUUGCCAGACCUAUACAUUGGCAAACUGGUCAUACAGCUUUUCUUGUCAAGUUGAGGAAGUUCAAACCACAACUUAACUGAGUACCCCAGAUGAUGGCAACCUAUUCGAAGAUGGAAAAGUAUCAAACUAGAACUUCAUGCUGUAAAUCACUACUUUCAUAGAUUAUUUUUAGCUGUUACUAUGAUUUGUACAACUUUUACGUAUGUUUGAAAUAUAACAAAAGGUAAAAAAAAAAAAAAAAGAUGUGCAACAUUGCAAAACUGCUUAAAUGUCCCA